UAGCCAUGCAGAACGACGAACUAAUCUGGCAGAACAUCAACCUCAACUUCUGUUCCUACAAAGUGAAAGCAAAGCAACAGAGACAGACAUUCUGUAAGAAUGAGCACAAUGUAACUGGUCUCUGCAAUAGACAGUCAUGUCCGUUGGCUAACAGCAAAUACGCCACUGUUCGGGAGGAUAAGGGAGUUUGUUAUUUGUACAUGAAGGUGAUAGAGAGAGCCCACAGCCCCAAAGAAAUGUGGGAAAAAAUAAAACUCCCUAGGAAUUACGAAAAAGCUCUUGAACUUAUCGACAAGCAUCUGAUAUACUGGCCACAGUUCACCGUGCACAAAUGUAAGCAGCGGUACACGAAAAUAGUACAAUAUCUGAUCAGAAUGAGAAAGUUGAGAAAGAAGAACGUUAAGAAGCUAGUGUCACGUGAUCUGAAGAUGGAGAAGAGAGAAUCGAGGAGGGAGGCUAAGGCUCUAUCUGCAGCCCAGCUUGACCAAUCGAUUGAGAAAGAAUUGUUAGAAAGGUUAAAGAAGGGUACUUACGGAGAUAUCUACAAUAUUCACAAGGAUGUUUUCGAGAAGCUUGUCGAUGAGGAGGAAGAAGAAGAGGAGGGAGAAUCUGAAUACGUUGAAGAUUUCGACGAAAGCGAUUUGGAAGAUAUUGAGGACUACGAGAUGGAAAUGGAGAUGGAAACUGCUGGAGCUAAGAAAAGAGUUAAAAUAACUGAAUAACAAACUUUUUAAAUGAAACAUCUGGUUUUUAUAUUCUUCAGUUCAGAGAUUUUUAGGCUGUACUUUCCUGAUCGAUUGCGGUUUUUGGGUAAUUUAUUCUGACUUAAAAUUCAAUCUAUGCCAUAUUCAUUCCUCUGCCUGUUUUAGUUUUACUCUAUAA
Molecule: messenger RNA, 882 nt
Organism: Bolinopsis microptera
Lineage: Eukaryota; Metazoa; Ctenophora; Tentaculata; Lobata; Bolinopsidae
Product: protein MAK16 homolog
Exons: 5
Coding region: 6-722 (238 amino acids)
Biological process (GO): maturation of LSU-rRNA; maturation of 5.8S rRNA
Cellular component (GO): preribosome, large subunit precursor; nucleolus
Source: RefSeq, a predicted model, not a curated record